UACGUCUGAUACAUUCGGGAACAUUGAUACCUUAUUCGAUCAAGCCUACUUUGCGCUCGAAGCAACCAGUCUCAAACACUAAACUCUAUAAAUUUGAAGACCCGUGUAAUCCGGUUUUCCAGCCUGGGUAAUCGAAAAUGCAGCGAGUACCUUAUGGAAUUUGGCUUGUCUUGUUGAUAAGCGGGUGCUUGUCAGAGCAGAUUGGAGAUGCUGAGACGGUGGAUGAGCAGGGGCAAAUGAUGAACAACAGGAUCCGCGAUCAGGUCGUGCAGGUUCAGGUGCCGGCUGACGGGAGUCUCGACCAGGGGGGGCAAAUGGGGAACGUGGCUCCGAUGUCGGGACAAAAAACUGGAGAAGCCCCCGUUUACGGUCUCAUGAAGUACUUCUCCUACCUGACGCGCUCCUCCACUCAUAACACUCAAAUGAUGCAGGUUUUGAAAAGUAUAGUGUCCGAGGUGACGGACACGAGAAUAAAAGUGGAUCAGAUCAACGACAAGUUGGACAUGGUGCUCACUCGAGUUACCGUCGUCGAACCACAGCAGGCGCAGGAGCAGAAACGAACCGCAUUCAGUGGAUUUAAGCUAUUCAAAUGAAUUUCAAGAUCUUCAAUCGACUUAUGGAAACUUUUGGCAUUACUUCAUCGUAUUCCUCCUUUGUGCACCUCUUGUGGGUGUAGUAAAAUUGUAAAGAUAUCAGAGGAAAGUUUUUUUUUUAUUUUAUUUAAUUUUUUUAUGUGGUUUUACUUAGUUAUUUCUGCCCGCAAUAGUGGAAACAUACACGUUUGUCGGUCACAUAAAGUACAUAGAAUCGUAAUGUGAGUGAGAGAGCUGGAACCACUUCUAAGCAUUUUCCAAGUCCCGAAACCUUGUGUGGAUAUAAAGUUAAGAGGUAUGAGCGAAUGAGGUAAAAGUAUGAAAUAUUUAUUUUGGAAAAAAGACACAUUGUUACUGUAAAAUAAAAUUUAUUCAACGGUAAUAAAAAUCAGUUCACUUUGAACAAGUCGAGAUUGAUCGCUUUCGAUUAACUCAUUACUUAUCAAAUAAAAAAUUAUCACAAUUUUA
Messenger RNA from Bemisia tabaci, 1061 nucleotides. RefSeq lists its product as uncharacterized. NCBI's taxonomy places the organism in Eukaryota, Metazoa, Arthropoda, Insecta, Hemiptera, Aleyrodidae. The record is from RefSeq and is a predicted model, not a curated record.